AUGUGUCACGCAGCUCUCAAGUAUCUUAAGAAAGGAGCGCCUGGAAGAGACUCAUCAAGCGGUCAGUUCGAUUAUUAACAGAAGCGCUACUUUGCACUACACAGCUUCUAGGUACCAAAUACAUGUAUCUGCAGCCAAGGUUGCAGUUGAUGCUACCACAAGAAACUUGGCAUUGGAGUGGGGAACUGACUAUGAUAUUAGAGUGAACAGGAUUGCUCCAGGUCCUAUUGGAGGUACACCGGGAAUGAGUUGUACCUGAGGAGAUUGAAAACAAAACCAGAGAGUACAUGCCUCUUUAUAAACUUGGAGAGAAGUGGGAUAUCGCAAUGGCUGCACUCUACUUGAGCUGUGAUUCUGGGAAAUAUGUGAGUGGACUAACACUGGUGGUAGAUGCAGAACUGUGUCUUAGCAAACCUCGCCAUUUGGCCAAAGAAGCGGUGAAACAACUCUCUCGUGCAGUGGCGAAGAAGUCUAGGGCCAAGCGAAUGAUUAUUACUAUGUUUUGGUGCAUAUUAUACAAAGAAUGUAGUAUUAAAACCAAAAACGUCUUUGGUGCUUUGCCAGAAGAAAAGUACAAGUCCCUUGACUCAAAAUCAGCAGAUGAUGCUUUAGAGAAAGAGGAUAAACUUCGGUCCGCUUUUGACCGGGUUCAAGCUUUGGAUGAAACGAUGGUUAAUCAAAAGGGUAUUCUUGCAUAUAUUGAGAAGAAAAAGAAGAAGAAGAGAAUGGCGACUAGCGCUUGCGUCCCAACCAUGAGUAUUACUUGGGUUAAGUCCCCAAGCAAUCCAAGAAGAAGGAGAGGUUCCAUGUUGGCGAAAGACGAUGGAAACAGUACCGUUUGGUUCGUUGUAUAUCCAGUGGAGAAAAGAGCCUAA
Molecule: messenger RNA, 875 nt
Organism: Arabidopsis thaliana (thale cress)
Lineage: Eukaryota; Viridiplantae; Streptophyta; Magnoliopsida; Brassicales; Brassicaceae
Exons: 6
Coding region: 288-875 (195 amino acids)
Biological process (GO): fatty acid catabolic process
Molecular function (GO): 2,4-dienoyl-CoA reductase (NADPH) activity
Source: RefSeq, marked reviewed